Cladocopium goreaui is the source of this 1734-nucleotide messenger RNA. Lineage: Eukaryota; Dinophyceae; Suessiales; Symbiodiniaceae. The record is from the annotation of a GenBank genome assembly.
AUGGCAGAAGCGAAUGCAGCAUGUGUCAGGGCAGCUACUCGUACUGCCAUGCGGGGUUGGCGCGUUGCCUUGGCCACGUUGGACGACCUUCAGACUAGGUCUUUUGUCCCCGAUCAGAUUUGCUAUAGCGCGGCAGUGGCUGCUUGUGCAGGAGCUGGCCGCUGGUUGGAGGGACUGGCACUUUUGCAAUGCAUGCAGAAUGACAAGGUUGAGGCAAAUGAAAGGACAUAUGGGGCUGCAAUCAGCGGAUGCGAGAAGGCUCGGCAAUGGCCAAUGGCCUUGGCUUUGCUGACAGAAGCACAAGAACAGAGGAAAGCAAACAGUUACUGCUACAAUGCCGCCAUAAGUGCCUGUGAGAAAGGGGGGCAAUGGAUCACAGCCUUAGAUCUCUUGCAGCAAAUGCAGUCAAAGAGCUCAGAGCGAGACGUAUUCUCUUUUAGUAGUGCGGCAUCUGCCUGCGAGAAGGGAGGCGCUUGGUCUGCUGCUCUUCAAUUACACGUGAGAAUGCAAGAAGAUGGAGUAGAAAGAAAUGUCAUUAGCUUUGGGAGCCAUUUGGCCGCCUGUGUGGCGGGACAUCAGUGGGGCAAAGCCCUUCAUCUUUUAUCAGCGAUGAAUGGAUGCAGAGUUACACCUAACCUUAUCAGCUACAAUGCCGCGAUGAACGCUUGCGAGAGAGGAGCACGUGGCGAUCUCGCCUUGCUUCUCCUUGAGGACGUGCAGCAUACACUGAAAACACUUGAGCCUGAUGCAACCUUCUACGGAGUCGCCUUGUCAGCAUGCAGGCGUGGCAGCCACUGGCAAAAUGCUCUGCAUCUUGCAGAGCUUUGUCCAGAAGUAGUUGCAGGCAUUUUCACUAUGCAGGCUUGCGAGCGUGGGUUUCAAAGCAUCGCUACUGUAAGUUUCGCAUCGACGUUGCGUCAGCGCGUGGCUGGACCUGCGGAGCUCUACCAGGCAUUCAACGGGAUUGAUGAGCUCGACAAGCACUCUUUUUUGGACAUGCGUACGUUCAUGGCAGUCGCAUCACGCUACUAUCCACCACUUCGACGGUUGAUGAAUCUUGCAGGAGGGCGAAGUUCCCGAGGAUCUACGUGGCGCCUUCAGGAGCCACUGCUAGAGGAACAGCCGACAUUGGGUUGGGUGUUUACCAUGGAGGCCUUGAAACACCUCAACCUCUUGCCAAUCGACGGAACCUUGCGAUCCCUGGGUCAUCUGGGUCAUGCUCGCCUGAAUGUUCGGCGGCUUUUGGGUGCAACGGACGUUCCAGAGGAGGUCGGAAGUCAAGCCAUCACCGUGUGGUUGGCCUUUCAAGUACGGACAACAGGUUUAUGUCAUGAGAGCAUGAAUCGUUGUGUAGCCUUUGGAGCUGCCUGGGAUACCAUGUCCACAGCUCCAAGUGAUUUAGAGCAGCGCUUGGUGCCAGUACUUCGAGAGCAUGACAGGUCGCAACAUGCAGAACGCAAGGCCUUGUUAGCCGUAGCAGCAAGCUUGGGCGAGGAUGCUGACUGUGCAAGCGGCAGAGUCAUCCUGUACGCGAGCCACACCCUUUGCAUCUCUUGCUUGGCUGUUUGCUGCCAGUUUCGCGGAUUGUUUCCGGGUGUUUCUCUACAUGUUCAUAUGGACUUGUGGUCCGAGACAGAGCGCUGGGUUCGAAAAGGAGAGCAGGAAGCCGUUUCAAGCAUCCAAAGGGAUGCAGAAGUUGUUUUCAACUUCCACAGCCUUCACAUCAAACAGUAG